Messenger RNA from Tachysurus vachellii, 4709 nucleotides. It is a transcript of the gene ripk2, whose product is annotated as receptor-interacting serine-threonine kinase 2. Gene Ontology annotation, molecular function: JUN kinase kinase kinase activity; ATP binding. The record is from RefSeq and is a predicted model, not a curated record. The coding region runs from base 175 to 1911 and encodes 578 amino acids. NCBI's taxonomy places the organism in Eukaryota, Metazoa, Chordata, Actinopteri, Siluriformes, Bagridae. Gene Ontology annotation, biological process: innate immune response; regulation of apoptotic process; protein phosphorylation. The transcript has 11 exons.
AGGGUGAGGAGGGUAAGGGUGGGAACAAGAAGAAGAAGUAGAAGAAUAGUUACGCAGAUUCGCCUGAAAUAAAGUGUCGGUGAAGUCCUGUCUGUGCGUCCGUUGUCGUUCCUCUCGGAGUGACUCAGUGUUUCUUUGCUCGCCGGAAUGCCGUUAUCUCUCUGAGCGUUCAGCAUGGAUCAGGCUGGCUGCGUGAAUCUGUGCAGUCUGACCAGCACGCUCCCGGUGAUCCCGUACCGCAAACUCACCGACCUGCACUACAUCAGCAAAGGCGGCUUUGGCACCGUGUUCCGGGCGCAGCACAGCGACUGGCGCACCACCGUCGCCAUUAAGUGCUUAAAAUUGGACUCCCCGGUCGGUGAAAGAGAAAGGAAUUGCUUACUGAAAGAGGCAGAGGUGCUUCACAAGGCCAGGUUUAACCACAUCAUCCAGAUCUUCGGAGUGUGCAACGAGCCCGAGUUCUUCUGCAUCGUCACCGAAUUCAUGACCAAUGGCUCUCUGGACGAGCUUCUGCACGAGAAAACCAUGUAUCCGGUGGUGGCUUGGCCUCUCAGGCUGCGCAUUCUGUAUGAAAUUGCUUUGGGAGUUAACUUUCUCCAUAAUAUGACUCCACCACUGCUCCAUCACGACCUGAAAACCCAGAACAUUCUUCUGGACGGCGAGUACCAUGUUAAGAUAGCAGACUUUGGUUUGUCAAAAUGGCGCCAGCUCUCAAUCAGCAAAGGUUCCGGAUCGAAACCAGCCGAGAUGGGUGGCACUGUCAUCUACAUGCCUCCUGAAGAAUACGAACCCAACAAGACUCGGAGAGCGGAUGUUAAGCAGGACAUGUACAGUUAUGCCAUCAUCAUGUGGGAAGUCCUGUCUCGACGGAUACCAUACGAAGAUGCUACCAACCCCAUGCAGAUAAUGUUCAGCGUCCUGCGCGGCUCUCGCCCGGACACCGGACUGGACAGUGUGCCGGGUGACAUCCCUGGGAGAGAGACGCUCAUCAACCUCAUGUCGUGCGGCUGGACCGCUAAUCCAGACGAGCGUCCUUCUUUCCUCAAUUGUCUUAUCGAUCUGGAGCCGCUGCUGCGGAGAUUCGACGAAGUCGAUGUCAUGGAGUCGGUGCUGGAGGUCAAAAGGUCAAAAUUUUUGAGACCGGCGAGCAGCACUUCAACAACGACGACAAAUGUGAAAAGAACAGAUAAAAACCUGAAGGAACAUAACACUCCUUGGACAGAUACCGGCUCUACGUCAGGAUCGGGUUCUUGCUCCUCCCAGGACACGGACAUCUCCCAACCAGGCUACCUUACCAUCUCUAAUCCCUCUCAUGCUGGACCGUUGUCAUCUGUCGUGUCCAUACCACUGGACACCCCAAAACCCUUAAUGGACCAGGGCUCCCAGAACAACCUGAAUCCUAAUUAUCAGACGGCCCAGCUCGUCUCGGACUGCAACAUCCCCCUCAGACCAAACACGCUUCAAAACGAGAGCAACCUGCCUAUAAACAUUCACCCGCUCACCCUACAGUCACAACCUCAAGAAUUCCCCAUGCUGUUGGACACCCAGGGCCCGGCAGCACGAUGGAUCAGCCUUCGGCGUGAGGAGGUUGUGCGGCAGAUGACUGAGGCAUGUCUGAACCAGUGUUUGGAUGCACUACUGGCCCGUGACUUGCUCAUGAGUGAGGACUAUGAGCUGGUGGCCAACCAGCAGACUCGCACCGCCAAAGUUCGCAAGCUUUUGGACUUGUGCGAGCGCCACAACGAGGAGUUUUGCCGUGUGGUGGUGCGCAAGCUGCAGGACAACAAACAGAUGGGCCUGCACCCAUUUCCAGACUUUAUUUCCCAGACGCCUCCACCACCACCACCCUACAGCGCUGCCAGCGCUCCACCGCUCUCCACCUCCUGCAAUAACAUCCGCAACAUUUUCUGAGCUUCUCAGCUUCCCUCGUAUCUGGUCACUUUUGGAAUAAACAGCUGAGAGAUUUUCCAGCUUUGCUGUGUUUUUUGGGGUUUUUUGUCAUUGGGAAAAAUGUAUUGAUCUUGUACUGGAGCAAUUCCACUCUACGCUUGCUGUGGCUGUAAAACUGGACCACUUGUUGUUUUUAUCUCCAUUAUUCUCAAGCUCUUUCUGUCUUUCUUGUUGGAAUAGAUGUUGAAAGAUUGUUUUCAUUUGAUCCAGUGAUGAAGUGAGUCGUGACGUUGUCCAUCAAUCCAAAUGACAACACCAUAUCCUGUCAUUUUUUGGUUGAACUGGUCACUUGGGUUUAUAUAGACAUGAGAAUGUUGUGUUUGUAGGAAUGAUAACGUGAACAAGGAUUUGCAAAUGACAAAAAAUUUGACAGCAUUGUUUUACCACAGCUUGAUAGAAACUUCUACACUGUCUUCCUUUUAGCUCACGUUUUAUUUUUAUGAUCAUGCAUCAGUAUGAAGAUUUGUAGAGUUUAUACACCAGUUUACUUUGUGAUCACUAUGUCUCACUUUGGUUUACAAAGGUAUUUGGCAUCAGUAAGAAAAUUGGCAGUUUCUUGAAGGUAUAUACAGUACAGAUCUGUGUGCCAGAACAAAGCUUAGCAAGUUUUUAGCACUUGGUCAUACAGUUCUGGGUAAAACUGACAACUGAUUCCUCCUUCAACAGAACCUUCUGAACACUGACCUGCACUCUGUUUCAUAACAACCACAAUAACUGAAACACCACCCUACUUUCUUCAACGUCCCAUGUCAAAGUGUCUUGUAUAAAAUAAUAUUUAUCAUAGUUUAUACAUCUGCAUGUAGUCCUUCUUUCUUAGUUUCAAACACAUCCGUGUUCGCAAGCCGCUGAAGUUCUUUAGGGUUCUGUUUAAGGGUUCGGUUUUUCCUAAUGUGCAUUAUUUUUGGAGCCAGGAGCGGAUGGUUUAGAGUAUGGUAUAUGACUAAAUAUCACCUAAGUUGUAAAGUUCGAACAUGUACUAUUAUAAUAGGGCAUUGUACCAUACUUCAGCUGAAAUAGUGAACUGCUAGACGAAAGGAAUGCUAAACUGGGUUAGCAUACAGUAAGUCAUGGUUAUGCUAAGCCACGGGUCGACAAAUCAUAAUUUAGUCACUAGUCAAACAGGAAUUUAGUGCUUCAAUGUGCUAAAUUAGACCUUGCUGCAGAACCAGAAGUCCUGGAAGGCUGGAUGAGUGUUUGUUCCGUGCUAUAUAGCAUCAAGGCAAGGCUUAAGUCUAAAGGAAGACGUGAAUCAGGUCUACUGAUACCCCUAGAAGCUAGUUCUGGAGCCAGCAACAACUUACGAUAACAAUUUGGCAAGCUAGCCAUACACUAGACAUAGGCUUUAGGCAUUAAGCAGCUAUGAAUUAAUCUUUGCGAGACAAAGUACUUCCUAUCAACAGCUAGACCAUGUUGUCCAGACUUGUAAAGAGUGCAGCAUUUGAAAAAGGUUUUGAAAAAAAGAUUUGAAAGCUACAAUAUAUAAAAAUAUUAUAUAUUAGGUGUGCUACGUUUAAACAAACAUGUCUAUUAUGAAGUACAAAGCACGUUUCCAUGCCAAAAUCACAACAGCAAAUCAGACAAAACGUCAUCGUUGAGACACAAAAUGGAACGUGUCAGACCUUAUUGUUAUAAUAACAUAACAGAAUUCCACUUAUUCACUGUUUUCCUUUAACAAGCCAUCUCACCAACAUGCGUGUAAUGUUCAGUAAGACCAGUCCCUUUUGGCUUUGAGACAAUGUCAAUGCCUUUGCUGGUUUUUUUAUUCUGUUUUUGCAGUUUUUAAAGAAACGUUUGAAUAAUAAUAAUAAUUGUAAUUAUUUGUUGUAUAUGUAAUGUUAUUUUCCUGGGCCUGCGAAUUUGUCCACCCUGUAAGUCAACAGUUAUCAUUCUCAUAACACUGAACACCUGCUACAGGGAAUGUUUAUACUACUGGAUCUGGAGCGUUUAUUUUCAGGUACCCGUGGUGUCCGUUUGUUACGAAACUGUAGAAUGUGUUUGCGUUUACAUCAGUGUUUUUGCCCCAUGAACUCUCUUGACCCUGAACUCCCAGGAUUUUUUUCCCCACGCUCAACUGGUUUUGACGUUUAUAGAAGCUACUUUAUUUUAGCUGUGGGAUGCUUUCAUAUGGUAAUUAUCAACCUUUUGCACUGCAGAUGAUGAGGUCGCUAAGGCGCUUAGCUUUUUGUGUGUCGGUCACUUUUAAGAAAGGAACAGCAGGUUUUGAAAUCCACCGGUUUCAUUUAGUAUUACAAAAUAUGUAUUUAAUUAUUUGCAUGUUAUUAAGCAAUGCAGUUGACAGUAUCAUGAGUGUAUUUGUGUAUUACAUUCGCAUUAAAAUUUGCAGAGUAUUGUGCCCAUUUGUAGGCGCUGAUCAUGAAUGUAGAUCAAGGCAUCAGAAUGUCGUGUUGCAAUAUCGUAUCUUGUCCGUAGAGUGUAUAUUAAAAAAAAAUUAAUUCUGUGCCAAACUCAACAUUGCCUUAAUAAUUUUAGAUGCUAGGCCUAAAUAAAGAGAAUUAUUUUUGUCAUAACAGCAUUACUCCUCUAUUUUAGUGUAUCUCUAAAAGUGCCAUCUUUUGCCUCUUGCCUUCUUUCUGUGAAACUAGAUGCUGUCAUAAGAAACCUUGUGCACAUUACAACCAAUGCAUAGCCAAUGUAGCAAUGUACAGGUGUCAGGAAUGCGAUCGAUGUACGUGCUCUAGUAUGAACGUCCUGAAAAUCUUCCAGAGAAGUGCUGUGUUAUUAAAAUGUGUAGCUCUCCA